Messenger RNA from Penaeus indicus, 5355 nucleotides. RefSeq names its product complement C3-like. Bases 2 to 3874 code for a protein of 1290 amino acids. Gene Ontology annotation, cellular component: extracellular region. NCBI's taxonomy places the organism in Eukaryota, Metazoa, Arthropoda, Malacostraca, Decapoda, Penaeidae. The transcript is spliced from 27 exons. The record is from RefSeq and is a predicted model, not a curated record. Gene Ontology annotation, molecular function: protein binding; endopeptidase inhibitor activity.
AAUGCGUAUUAUCGCGAACCGCGUUCACCUCACCUUCGUGGGUUCUCCACCUUUCGUCUUUCGCCCAGGGAUGCCUUUCCAUGCCACAGUGUCAGCCAGGUAUGUUGACGGGGAGCCCCUCGAGGCAGAGCGGCUGGCGGAUUCCUCGCUGGUCGUCACUGCGACAGUUACCUCCAAGAACGGCGGGACUUACGCGCUCCCGCAGGUCGUUGUUCCCUCAGCCACGACCACCCAGCACGACCGGGAGGAAGCCAUCGCGAAGCUGCGGGAGGCCCUGGACAAUAACCUGGCGAUACAGGAUGGCGAAUACAGGACGGAGGCGGAGAUUCCCGACCUGCUGGACUACUUCGCCGGCGAUAAUCUUUUUGCGGAAUACCGGGAAAGGGGCAUCUUUAGAUUCCAAGUGAACCCUCCAUCGGACGCCGUCAGCCUCAUCCUCGACGUCGUCUACAGCGAUAGCGACUACCAGGGCGCCGCCUCCGCCCAGGCCAACGCUCAUUACUCGCCAGGAGACAGGUACAUACAGGUGACGUCCAGCACACACGAGGCAAAAGUAGGAGAAUUCGCCGUUUUUCACGUCAGGACGAACUUCCAGGCAGAGCAUUUCGUGUAUAUGAUAAUCUCCAAGGGCGUGGUGAUUCACUCGUCUAAGGAAGUGACCGGCGGGGACAACGUAGUGACCCUCAGUACGACGGUGGGGCGUGCAAUGGCCCCUCGAUUCACCAUCUUCGUUUACACUGUCACAGGGCACGGGCAUGUUGUGGCGGAUUCGAUCUCUUUGCCCGUCCAAGUGCUGGCUGAUACGAAGGUACAUUUAUCGACGAACCAACAUAAGGACCACAGCAAGAAGACGGUGGAGAUCGUGGUUGGCGCGCCCCCCGGUUCCUUCUACGCUCUCACCUGCCAACGGUCUUUAAACUUCAAUAAGCAACACCCAAAUGCUCUCUCGCACGCCCGCAUUGUCGAUAAAAUGUCUGAACUCGAGCCAAUGCGCAGAUCUCUCCACUCAGUCCUACACAAAUCCCGCGAAGGGGAGUUCGCAGACCGCCUAGUGAGUCUGCCAUCACCUAGCUAUGGCCAAGAUGUCCUGGCAGCUUUUCAAGGCGCUGCACUGAUUGUUCUGACAGACAUCAAACUCCAGCUCACUCCCGGAAACGUUGGCUCCUGCAAUCUGACAAGGGGUUUCCUGGAAUGCGGAGAUGGAACCUGCUUCCGACACCGCCAACUCUGUGACGGCAAAGCCCAGUGUGCUAAUAAGGUCGACGAAAUGGGAUGUAAGCCGCUGUAUCAAGACUUCCCUCCCGAUCACAGCAAAAACCAGAAUCACCUGAGCCUCGACUCUGACUCGCUCUUCAGGCUGCUCCGCGGGGGGCUCAUCCUCGACGUGUUCGACACGGACGACGUCGAGUGGUGCAACGGCGAGCUCUGGAUAGGUCAUCGCGGCCAGGAGGAGGUGGAGCGCGAGAUUGCCAAGACGGCCGAGGAGUGGGUUCUGGAGGCCUACACGCUCCACCCCGAGCACGGCCUGUCCUUUACUACUCAGCCGAUAUUUUUUACCGGCGAUCCUCCGUUCUUCAUUUUAGCGGAGGCUCCUUCAGUGUGCAGAAGGGGAGAACAGAUUUCCAUCCGCGUGUUAGUGCACAACAUGCUGGAGACGACGGUGCAAGCGCUGUUGCUCGUGCACGACAGCGACGACUACCGCUUCGUCCACGUGGAGAGCAAGGGCCGGGUGUCGCACUUCCAUCCCAGGACGUCCAGAGGACAGCACCAGCACCUGCUCUUUAUCCCGGGAGGAAGCAGCAAAGAGGUUGUCUUUCCCUUGGCCGUCGUGAAGGAGUCGGGCGCGAUGGAGGUGACGGUGGAGGCCGUGUCGCAGGUGCGGCGCGAUUCGGAGACGUUGGAAAUUGAAGUGAAGCCCGAGGGCGUGCCGGUCAGAAAGCACACGUCCCUCGUGCUCGACUUGAGGAACAGGGCCCUCGUCUACGAAUUCUUGGAUGUUGCGAUCGACGAGAGCCCCAUCAUUCCCUUCAGCAUCUUCAGGAGGUUCCUGUACGGAUCCCCCGCCGGCAGGAUAUCCAUUUCAGGGGAUGUGUUCGGCCCCAUCCUGGAGGGCAUCUCCGUCGACCACACGGAGGUGUUCGGGGGGCGCCAUCUGCGGAGCACCGACGGCGUGGCUUUCAAUUUCGGAGCCACGCUGUGGACGCUGCACUACUUGAGGCUCACGAAUCAGCUGGAUAUGUCGGAGGCAAAGGACUCCUUCGAGUACCUGACGGUGCAGCUCGCGGGCCUUAUGUGGCGCUGUCGGGACGGUGGAUUCAGCAUGUGGGCUUUCACUCCGCCAAAUGUUUGGGUGACCGCGAGAGUGCUAAACAUACUCUUGGCAGCCCAACACGAAGAUUGGGAGAAUCUGUUAUAUAUUGACCCGCGAAUCAUUAGGAAAGGCGUAGUGUUCCUGCUUCGCCACCAGAUGGCAGAUGGCGGUUUCAAAGAGGAGGGCUCUCGUGCGCUGGACAGCAAGGCCAAGAAGACAGGCAAGUCAUCUUCAGUACCUCUUACAGCAUUAGUUUUUCUCGUUCUGCACAAAGGUCUUGCCAGUCUCCAGGGUAGCGCUCGCGAUCACGCGAUUCGUGGACGAGCUCGGGCCGUCAGGUUUUUGGAGAGUCAGUUAGUACAUCUGAACGACAGUUACCACGUGGCUUUGACUGCACACGCCCUGACUCUCAUGGGGAGCUCUCUCGCGAAUGCUGCAGCCGGGAAGCUGGAGGCCAUGAUGUUGUCUGAUGGUGGAAUGAGCUACUGGUCGCGCACCCGCAUGAAGGCGCACACACGCCGACAGGAGACAAGCCAAAGGGCCUUCCUGCUUCCCCGAGAGCUCCAAGAAUGGGAUUCCCACGCCGUCGAGAGCACAAGCUACGCGCUACUAGUGUUCUUGGCUCGGGAAGGCGUCACGGCCACCACGGAACGGAUCAUGCGAUGGCUCAACGCCGUGAGAGACUGGGACCGGGCGUUCAUGUCCACUGUUGAUACGGUGGUGGCCAUGGAAGCGCUGGCGGAAUACGCUUUCAUAGCUCGGCUUCGUGACUUGACAGAGAUCGAAUGCACGCUGGAUGUGACAUCAGAAGAAACUCAGUCUGUUCACCUCUCUAUCAGUAACGUUUCAACGGCGUCGUAUCACACCUUUGAACUGGAGAACGUGUGGGGCCACAUCAACCUCCUGGCCAAGGGCUCGGGUCAGGCGGUGGCUCAGCUGGACGUGUCUUGGGGCGUCGACGUCCUUAGGUUCAUCGAGCAGCCGCACAAGAGGUACUUCGACCUCAACGUCGAGGAGAGAUACCACCAGUUCAGGAACAAGUCGCUCAUCACCACCACUGUUUGCGCGCAAUGGUUAGCUACAGAAGACAGUCACACGAGCCACGCCGCACUGGUGGAAAUCGAGAUUCCAACCGGCUAUAUAUUCUUUCAACCCAUUGCUGAAGUUACCGCUUUAGACAUCAAAGAAAACGGCACUUUUCCGGAAAUACGAAAUGUCCACACGACGAACACUCACGUCUUCUGGCAGUUUGAAUAUAUACCAUCGACCAAGAAGCAGUGCUUCAGCUACGACAUCCAGCGCUGGUAUCCCGCAGCUAAUCUAACAGCUGUUCGCUCUGCCACGAUAAUGGAAUUAUUUGCUCCAGAACACUUCGAGAUGGUGAUGAUAAACGCAACGCCCCUCGCCCUUCUGGAUAUCUGCGAAGUCUGUGGUUCCUAUCAGUGUCCAUACUGUCCCAUAUACAGUGGGCGUUCAUCGUCUGUCUGUGCUGUGUUCUAUCUCUAUGUGGGUUCUCUCAUGAUUGUUCUGUCGGUGUAUCUUAAGAGUGAUGUGGUGUUAUAGCACUGAUUGUUUGCAGUGUUUUGGGAUUUUUAAAGUGCCAUGAUUAUUUUUUUUUGUAUUCGUUUUCGUGAGAUAUAUUUUAGAUAUGCUGUAUACUUUGUUUUGUUUUGUUUUUAAGAUAACAUUAUCAGUUUAUUAUUAAUGUUAUCAGUUUUGUACUUUUAUGUUAUUUUGUUUUUCGCACGUGAAACAAAAGGAUAAUAGCAAAGGCUGUAAUGGUGCUAUCAAUAAUAGUAGCAAUAGCAAAAACAAAAAUGAUAACAGUCACAGUAAUGUCCCAGACAGUUUACGUUUUAGUACCAGGUGAAACAACAAGAAAAAAUAUUAAGAGGUGUAAAUGGCAUAUUUGUUAUAUAUCAUUAUACAGUGAGACACAACAUUAUCGAUCUUGAUAUCUGCAUUUAUCAUAACACUAUUUUAUCACGAAUGCCUAACUACAUAUACAAAUUAAUUAUACGUGCGGGUGUAAUGCAAUUUUCAGCGAACCCGGAGGCAUCAUGUUCAUUAUAUCUCAAACAUUUGCAGUUAUUCAUUAAAUACACAUACAUGCACAGACAUGUACAUAUGCAUAAACCUACACCUUCACCACAAACAUAGCUUCAUUUACAAAUAUCACUCUCUGACUGUGAUGUACCCUUAGUGAAUUUUCCCUUUUCAUUCACUGGAGAUCUGAUAUGAUCGUGAUGCUGUAUGGUAAGAUAAGAUGAACUCAGUUGCUUCAUUUGCAUUUCGAAUUUAUAGUUGAAUAUAAGAAUGAUUUUAUAUACGUAUGCAUAAGCUAAAUAACUUUUUUCAUAUACCUCUUUUGCAUCUUAUACUAAUUACUGUAUGUUUUCAGUGAAAAGCAGUUAUGUGUUUAGUUACCAGAUCAAAGCAAUUUAUUAGCAGUAUCAUUAUUUUCAUUGUCUUCAUUAAUGCCCCUUUUUUGGUAUCAGUUCAGAAAUCCAUAUAAUGUCAAAAUGAAUUGUCAUAUGCACAAGGGCGUCUCAUAUAUCGUCGGGUAUUCCUUACUGUUCCCCAAACAGAGCCAGUCAGCAUGUUACAUGACCAGCAAAACAGUGUACCAAAUGCAACGUCUGUAUUAAAAAACGUGUAGUAUUCCAGAAAGCUGAUAUUAUUAUUUUUUAAAUCAGCGAAAAAAAACUCAUCAGGAUGCAAAAAAAAAAAAAAAAAAAAAUGACGUGAAUGAUAAACACGUCGUUCAUGCCUUGUAUAUGUAUAUAGAAGGCAUGUUCUAUAUGCCUUGUCUGUUUUCCCGUAGAUUUCCAAAGCCUAAAUCUUCGCUCUCUAUUAGCCCACAUUGGGAGGCGCUUUUUAUGUAAGUGUAAUUUCUUCAGCUGGAAAUGUGUGUGUUGGUCUUUCAUUAGUAUAAGAAUAAUGUUUAUAACCCAUGUGGACUGUACUUUUAUAUUUUGUUACAGUGUAUAUAUCUAUUUUUUCCCCAGCGAUGAUGGUAGAUAAUAAAAUUCGUAACACAUUGA